AUGAGUUCCGGCGCCGAUCCUGACUCGUCUUGUGUAAUAACAGCUGUUGGUUUUGUCGCACAGGCUGGAGCCAAACAGCAAAAGUAUGAAGUCUUAUCUCGAACUUCAGAUAGUGCUGAUGAUGCUUGUUUGUGGCCAUCAAGUCUCCUUUCGCGACGUACACGAUACCUAUGUUAUGUUUCAGAAAAUAUAAAUACAUGUACUGGACAAAAACCGAUACUUGUAAAUUUGGUACUAGUAGACGACGGUGAACAUAUUCCUGCAAAUCAUCAAGCGAUAUAUAAUACAAUAGAUACAGGUGAACGUGCUUUAAAAAGAAAAAUUCUUUGUGCUAAAUUUUCACCACGUUCUGCAACUUCUCGUGCAAUUACCAGAAUUGGUGUUUACAGUCGUCCACGUACUACAACUCCUGGUUAUACACGUAUCGGUGAUAUCAAUUCGAUUGUGAUUUAUUGUAAACAUACAGAGAUUGGUCUACUUAAUUCAGAGAGAUCAUCUGUUCAAGUAAAACUUCCCCCAUCAGUCCCAACUCGACCAUCAAUUCCAGAUAGAAAUAGUUUAUAUCCAAGUUUACCUGCAUUUUCAUCAUCAGGCAACACUUCAGCUUGUGAAGCAUUCGCUACAACACGACGUGGAACAGUACAUCCUCUGUCUGGGAUUCCUUUCGAAUUGAACAAACGUUAUCUUGCUGACGAACCAGGGGAAUACAGAACUAACGGAGCAUCAAUGUACAAGUCAUUUGAUGAAAUAGAUUCUGAGUUUCAAUAUCGUUUUGAUCAAGAACGCUUUUUACUUGAAACAACGUGA
This is a messenger RNA of Schistosoma spindalis, 807 nucleotides long. NCBI's taxonomy places the organism in Eukaryota, Metazoa, Platyhelminthes, Trematoda, Strigeidida, Schistosomatidae. The record is from the annotation of a GenBank genome assembly.